This is a messenger RNA of Telopea speciosissima, 567 nucleotides long. Its product is annotated as glutaredoxin-C6-like. The transcript has a single exon. The record is from RefSeq and is a predicted model, not a curated record. Bases 34 to 537 code for a protein of 167 amino acids. Lineage: Eukaryota; Viridiplantae; Streptophyta; Magnoliopsida; Proteales; Proteaceae.
UCUCUCUCUCAAAGCAAACUGUGAUCUCCGGUGAUGCAAGGUGUAAGAAUAUUAUCGGAAGGGGGAGUACGAGUGGAUAUUGCGUCACCGGCAGGGGAAGGGACGGCAACUACGAGAGUAGGGGCGGCGCCGCUGACUAUAGAUGUAGGGGAGACGCCGGAGAGGAUGAUAGAGAGGCUGAUAACUGAGAAUCCAGUCAUCAUAUUUAGUAGAAAGUCUUGUUGUAUGUGCCAUGUCAUGAAGAAGCUUCUCUCUAAGAUCGAUGUUCAUCCUGUCGUCAUCGAAUUGGAGGAAUCUGAAUUGGGAGCACUCGCUGCCCACGAUAGCCAAGAUCAAGCUCAAGUUCAAGCACAGGGUCAGAAUGAGGGAGGAAUUGCGCUUGCAGACCCUGCACCAGCACCGGCACCGACACCGACACCGGCAGUGUUUAUAGGAGGAAAGAGGGUUGGAGGGUUAAAGAGUCUGAUGGCUCUGCAUCUCAGUGGAGAACUGGUGGCCAUGCUCAGAGAUGUUGGUGCUAUCUGGAUGUCAUAUUAAUUUGUGCUCUCUAUGCUCUUGAUUUCUAGG